GUCGCCAUAGAGACGGAGCCGCUUGGCCCCGCCGCUGCUGCGGCGCCGCGGGGACGGGGAGGAAGGCGGGAUUAGCGCGGAAGCCGCCGGGGCUUGGGAGCCGGCCGCCGAGGGAGCGGUGCCCGCCGCUCUGCGCUCUCUCCCUCCUGCUGCCGGCGCAGUUACGACAUACCUACGUAUCUUUUUUUAAUGUUCCAUCCGAACAACUGAAAUGAGACUGAAGACUUCACUUUUAAAGGAACCAAAACAUAAAGAAUUAGUUAGCUGUGUGGGAUGGACUACAGCUGAUGAGCUAUAUUCCUGCAGUGAUGAUCACCAAAUUAUGAAAUGGAACCUUUUAACUAGUGAGACUACUCGAGUAGUGAAACUCCCAGAUGAUAUUUAUCCCAUAGAUCUUCACUGGUUUCCCAGAAGUAUAGGUGGGAAGAAGCAGUCCCAUGCUGAGAGCUUUGUUCUCACAAGUUCUGAUGGGAAGUUCCACUUGAUCUCAAAGUUAGGAAGAGUAGAGAAAAGCGUGGAAGCGCACUGUGGAGCUGUACUUGCAGGAAGGUGGAAUUAUGAAGGAACAGCACUGGUCACAGUUGGUGAAGAUGGCCAAGUGAAAAUCUGGUCUAAAAGUGGAAUGCUGAGAUCCACUUUAGCUCAGCAAGGAACACCAGUGUACUCAGUAGCCUGGGGACCUGAUUCUGAAAAAGUUCUCUAUACUUCAGGGAAGCAGCUGAUUAUUAAACCUCUUCAGCCAAAUGCUAAAGUUUUGCAGUGGAAAGCCCAUGAUGGACUUAUUUUAAAAACUGACUGGAACUCAGUUAAUGAUCUUAUUCUUUCUGCAGGUGAAGAUUGUAAAUACAAGGUUUGGGACAGUUACGGACGUCUCCUGUACAGCUCACAGUCCCAUGAAUAUCCUAUAACAUCUAUUGCCUGGGCUGGGGAUGGAGAAUUAUUUGCUGUGGGGUCUUUUCAUACUUUGCGUCUAUGCGAUAAAACUGGGUGGUCUUAUGCCUUAGAGAAGCCCAACACUGGCAGCAUAUUUAAUAUUGCUUGGUCUAUUGAUGGCACUCAACUAGCUGGAGCGUGUGGAAAUGGACAUGUCAUUUUUGCCCAUGUCGUGGAGCAACACUGGGAGUGGAAGAACUUUGAAAUAACAUUAAUUAAGAGGAGAACCAUGGAGGUGCACAAUGUUAUUAAUGAUGCAGUAGACUUGUUGGAAUUCCGUGACAGGGUUAUUAAGGCCUCUUUGAACUACGGGCAUUUGGUUGUUUCAACUUCUCUUCAGUGUUAUGUGUUUUCUACAAAGAACUGGAAUACACCACUGAUCUUUGACCUGAAGGAAGGAACAGUUAGUUUGAUUCUACAAGCAGAAAGGCAUUUUCUUCUUGUAGAUGGUGGAGGACUUUAUUUAUAUUCAUAUGAAGGAAGAUUAAUUUCCUCUCCAAAAUUUCCAGGAAUGAGAACAGACAUUUUAAAUGCCCAGAUGGUAUCUUUGAGUAAUGAUACUCUAGCAGUAAAAGACAAAGCUGAUGAAAAGGUUAUCUACAUAUUUGAAGCUUUAUCUGGAAAGCCUUUGGGUGAUGGAAAACCUCUAACCCAUAAGACGGAAAUUGUGGAGAUUGCUUUGGACCAGAAAGGACUUACAAGUGAAAGAAAAAUAGCUUUUAUUGAUAAGAACAGAGAUCUUUACAUUACUUCAGUGAAGCGGUUUGGAAAAGAACAGAAGAUUGUCAAAAUAGGGACAAUGGUUCAAACUUUGGCUUGGAAUGACACAUCUAACAUUCUCUGUGGGAUUCAAGAUACCCGGUUUACAGUCUGGUACUACCCCAACACAGUCUAUGUAGACAAAGAUCUUUUGCCAAAAACUUUGUAUGAAAAAGAUGCAAGUGGAUUUAGCAAAAAUCCGCAGAUUGUACAUUUUGUAGGAAAUCAAAUAACAAUUAGAAGAGCAGAUGGUUCACUUAUUCACCUUAAUAUUUCACCUUAUCCUGCGAUUCUUCAUGAAUAUGUUAGUAGUUCUAAAUGGGAAGAUGCUGUCAGAUUGUGUCGCUUUGUCAAGGAUCAAACUAUGUGGGCAUGUUUAGCUGCUAUGGCAGUUGCCAACAAAGACAUGGCUACAGCAGAAAUCGCCUAUGCAUCAAUUGGUGAGAUUGACAAAGUUCAAUAUAUCAAUUCCAUCAAAGAUCUUCCAUCAAAAGAGUCAAGGAUGGCUCAUAUCAUGCUGUUCAGUGGAAACACCCAAGAAGCUGAAACCCUGCUUCUUCAAACAGGCCUUAUUUAUCAAGCUAUUCAAGUCAACAUUAAUCUUUACAAUUGGGAUAGGGCUCUCGAACUAGCGGUAAAGCACAAGACACAUGUUGACACGGUCCUGGCUUAUCGACAAAAGUUCCUUGAGGACUUUGGUAAAAAAGAGACGAACAAAAGAUUUUUGCAAUAUGCAGAAGGUCUGGAAGUUGAUUGGGAUAAAAUCAAAGCCAAAAUAGAGAUGGAAAUCGCUAAAGAAAGAGAACGAGCAGCAGCCAGCCCCGCAGCGAGAGCUAGUGUAACUGUGCAGCAGUAACUGUCCUUCUGGUCACCUCUUCAGUGCUUCUGGAUUAGUUUGUACUGGCAUAUUUUGACAAAUAUGAAUAAAAAAAAAGCCACAGCAAACGUUUUGUGGGAACGGGACUGAGAAUUGGUGUAGUUCUUGCUAUUUGUUGGAUGACAGGCAGAAUUCUUUAUUUGCUACAGUCUCAUUUUGAGCUGGGUGUACGUUCUGAUGCCCUAGCUCCAGUGAGUAACCACACUGCAGUCCAUAAUACAUGUAUGAGGAAAAAAUGGGAAUUAACUGUCUUUCCAUUAGUGGCUUUUAAAUUUUCAUUGCCGUUAAAAUUAACCAUGGUUGCCUCUAAUUAAGUAUCGGUUUCCCUGUUUAAGCACCUAGUUAAGUAGUUUGGCUAUUUCUGCAGCCUCAGGGACCUCUGAAAAGACGUGUUUAAAUUGCCUUGAAACAAAUUUAGCAAACUGUUAAGUGUCGAAUAUUAAAAAAGGAGUUUGCACCAAUAAAGUACAGAAGAAUAUUUCACUCGCAGUUACAGUAAUCCAUAUUUCUGCUACUACAUAUAUACUAGCAAGUACUUUAGUAGAGGAUUCAGAUUACAUCAGCAGUUCAGGUUUGUCACUGUAGCAAACUAUUUAGCAGUAAAGGGUAUUUUCUGAGAUAAUGUAAAUUAUUUAAAAUACUAUGGAAUGCACUUUGAAUGUUGUUUGAAAUAACAAACAGCAUUGUUGGUUGGUUUUGUAGUGUCUAACAUGUGUAACUGACAACAAUAUUGGGAGCUUCCUUAAGGUUAAAAUGUCAUAUUCAUUUAAAAUAAGGAAGAGCUUCCCAUAUAUUUUCUCUGCCCGAAGCACUUGAUUUGAAAAUACUGGUUUUACAUUUGUGUUAUUUCAUCAAGAUAUAUUUUUCUUUGUUUUACCUUUGAAAGUGGCUGCAUUUGUUAGAUGGUCUUUGCAGAAGCCCUUUGCAUUAUAAAUAUAUGAGCAGGUUAUUCAUAAUUGACAUUGUGUAAUAUGUAUCUUUCAGAUAUUACCAUCAAAAUGUUCAAGAUCUGUAUAUCUGGCAAAUAUCUGUUUUGUAAAGCAUUUUUUGACACUUUUUUGCAUAGUUCAUAAAUUUCUUAAUAAAAACAAAUAAAGGCUUGUUGGGUUUUUUUAAAAAA
Molecule: messenger RNA, 3689 nt
Organism: Calidris pugnax (ruff)
Lineage: Eukaryota; Metazoa; Chordata; Aves; Charadriiformes; Scolopacidae
Gene: IFT80
Product: intraflagellar transport 80
Exons: 20
Coding region: 212-2548 (778 amino acids)
Biological process (GO): cilium assembly
Cellular component (GO): centrosome; cilium; intraciliary transport particle B
Molecular function (GO): protein binding
Source: RefSeq, a predicted model, not a curated record